CUUCUCCUUCCCAACCUACACAGCCCCACACGAUAACAUUGUGUUCUACUUCAUCAUUCUAUCUGUGAUUCUCUGUUUUCAAAAUUCUGUAACAGCUUUUUCUCUUUAACUCGAUCUUCAACCGCAAUUCAUUUGAUUCAUAUUUUUUUUUUGACAGCAAAAAGAUCAUUUGAUUCAUUGAUCCUCUGAUCAUGAAAAAUAUAGAGAAGCUGUUAUCACAGAUAACAAAACGUUUCUUUGAUCUCAAAUGGCGGUUUCUGCUAUUACUUAUCGUUCCAAUCUCUCUCCUGCUGUUUCUCUCCAUUACCACCACCAGAGUCGUCGGAAACAGCGGAAUGUUCACCGGAUACAAUCCUUUGCACUAUUUAAAAAACCUCAAGUCAUUCUCCGUUAAUCAAAAUCGUUCACCUAAUUCCGGCACGCCAUUUCCGACGACGGAAUUGAACCAGUCAAGGAUGGCGGUUUGUUUGGUAGGCGGAGCACGACGGUUUGAACUUACCGGACCUUCGAUUGUUGAGAAGAUUCUGGAAGAGUAUCCCAACGCUGAUCUGUUUCUGAACAGUCCUUUGGACUCCAAUUCGUAUAAAUUCUCUCUUCUAAAAACGGCGCCAAAAAUUGCUUCGAUCAGGAUAUUCAAGCCGGUGGAUAUACCGGAAAAUGAAUCGGCGGUGAGAGUGUUAACCGCCAGUAACUCGCCGAAUGGCAUUCAGGGUUUGUUGCAGUACUUCAAUCUAGUGGAAGGUUGCUUAACCAUGAUUAAAUCCUAUCAACAACAAAACAAUUUCACCUACAACUGGAUAGUCCGAACCCGAGUAGAUGGGUACUGGUCGACCCGACUCCGACCCAACCUUUUCAUCCCGGGUCAAUACGUCGUCCCUUCCGGAUCCUCCUACGGCGGCCUCAACGACCGUUUCGGCGUCGGCGAUUUCAACACCUCCGUCACUGCCCUCUCCCGCCUCUCCAUGAUCCCAGAUCUAGACUCAGCCGGGUUAACUGAACUCAACUCGGAAUCAGCGUUUCAAGCUCAACUCAGACUACGAAACGUCUCUUAUCUCACCAAACGGAUGCCGUUUUGCGUUGUCUCCGACCGGACGUACGACUUUCCGCCGGGAAGAUUUGGAGUUCCGGUAGCGACGUUGUCGAGUACAGGGCCGUUGAGUGGGGUAAAGUGCCGGCCGUGUAGUACUAGGUUUUCCGGUCGGUGGUCGGCUGCGGUUGUUAACGGGUUGGAUCGGCAGUGGAGCUGGACGGAGACUGGAAAGGGAACGCUGCAGUUAUGUGACGGCCAUGGCGGAUGGGAAGAUGGGUGGGAGGAAUUAUUCGAUGGAGUCGCUGGGAAGAAGUUGGCGGUGGAGAGGAAAAGGGUGACGGCGUUAUCGUUUAAUGAGUGUGUGGCGGAUUUUGAGUAUAUGAAGCGGCGUUCCGCCGUGUGGGAUGCUCCACCGGCGACGGAACUUUGCCAGCCAGUUCUAUAGAUUAAAAAGAAAGUCUACAAAUUUUGUUCUGUUUUGGUAAAUAGUGGUACACAAC
This is a messenger RNA of Lactuca virosa, 1530 nucleotides long. The record is from the annotation of a GenBank genome assembly. NCBI's taxonomy places the organism in Eukaryota, Viridiplantae, Streptophyta, Magnoliopsida, Asterales, Asteraceae.